AUGUUCCACAUAAUUUUGCUAUUGACCCUUUUCGGUCCUUGUGUUGUGGUUAAAGGAUUUAUGAAUACCGAAUUGGCUUUGAUCUUUUUUAGAGGGAAACAUUUAAAGCAUAAUGUGGUAUUGACUUGUAGUGAAAAGAAAGGGCAAGUUGAGAUAUUGAAGAAUCUCACCAAAGAAAAAGAUAUGGUAAUAUCUGUGAAAUUGAUUAAAAAUUUGGAUAUCCAUGGUUCAAUCGUAUUUGACUAUAAUAAAGCAGGAGUUGUGUUGGAUGUAGAUUGCGUAGGAGCCGAAGAACUACUUAUAAGGUCCAGAAGAUAUAGAGUCUUCGAUACAAAAACCUUUUGGUUAAUGCUUCAUAGCUCCAACAACUAUGGCCAUCUAUUCAGAUAUGUAAACCUGAAUGUAGAUUCUGACAUAAAAGUUGCUUAUCCAGCUAACGACUCAGAGAUCUCAAAUAAAAAGUACACAAUUGACGAUGUCUAUAAUCAGGCUUACGAAAAAGACGGAGAAUUUAAGUCUAAAGAAGCUGGAUUUUAUGAUACUCAAUAUGGUUAUCAGGUUUUAGAGAAGGAGAAUAAAUAUUUUGUGAGGCGGAAUUUAACUGGAGUCAAAUUUAGGUCGGCUGUUGUGGUACCAGACCCCAUUGACGGUUCCUUGGACGAUUAUUUGAGAAAUGAUAGGGACCUUGAGUUGAAUCCUUUAAAUCGAUUUCAUGCAAGACUCAUGCAAUAUUGCAGGGAUUAUUUAAAUUAUAGGUAA
This is a messenger RNA of Ceutorhynchus assimilis (cabbage seed weevil), 759 nucleotides long. Lineage: Eukaryota; Metazoa; Arthropoda; Insecta; Coleoptera; Curculionidae. The record is from the annotation of a GenBank genome assembly.